Trachymyrmex cornetzi is the source of this 1466-nucleotide messenger RNA. RefSeq lists its product as uncharacterized. Lineage: Eukaryota; Metazoa; Arthropoda; Insecta; Hymenoptera; Formicidae. The record is from RefSeq and is a predicted model, not a curated record. The transcript is spliced from 6 exons. Bases 90 to 1301 code for a protein of 403 amino acids.
UUGUGGCUGGCUUUACGAAACGGCACAGUGAAGUAUAACAAGUAUUUAAAAAAAUAUAGGACUGAAUUCAAAGACGAAUAACUUCAGAAAUGGCUCUAGAAACAUCGACAUGGUUAAACAAAUGCUUCAUAGAGAAAAUUCUGCGAAAGUCGGAAAACGACAAUUCGAUUCAGGUGAUUGACAUAUUUUCAAAACCGGCCACAAUGAAGGGCGACAACUAUCUCAGCGACAUGAUUAGGAUUACUGUCGAAUUUUCACGCGGCUCUACGAUCAAAGAGAAAAAAUCAAUUGUUAUCAAAAUCUCGCCUGUACUUGAAAGUGUUCGACAGAAACUGGUCAUAGAAAUGGACGUCUUCCAUAUCGAGAUGUUGAUGAUGUCAAAUACUCUGGAUAAAAUGAAUAAGUUGUUAGGACCGAAGCACCGCUUGAGCGCGAAGAUUCUCUACGUGCAAAAUAAAAAUCCAACGCUUCUGGUGAUCGAAGAUCUCGCAUCUCUCGGUUUUCGUAUGGCUGAUCGUUUGUCUGGUCUUGACCUAGAUCAUUCCAUAUUGGCGAUUCGCGGUCUUGCCAGGUUUCACGCAACUUCCGUAGCCUUAUGUGAGAAGGAACCAAAGCAAAAAGAAAUGUAUUUGAAAGGAAUAAUUAAUAGCCAGCAUCCGCCAGAAAUGAAAGAUAUUUUCAUUAAGAGUACUAAAGCUUUAGCAGACGAGAUUGUGAAUUGGCCGGAAGUAAAAAAAUACUCGGAAAAAAUUGCUAAACUCUCCGAUCACAUAUAUCAAAUAGGAGUGAAUGCAUUCAAGGUCUGUGAAGACGAAUUUAAUGUUAUUAAUCAUGGUGAUUGUCACGUGAAUAAUAUGUUGUUCAGAUAUGACAAUAAUGGCAAGCCUACUGAUCAGAUUUUUGUAGACUUCCAAUUAUGCGUCUACGCAUCGCCGGCACUCGAUCUUCUCUACUUUCUCAAUUCAAGUAUUUCCUUCGAUGUCAUUGAAAACAAGAGAGAUAUUCUAUUAAAUGAAUAUCUUUGCACCUUGUCAAAGAUUAUGAAGCAGUUGAACUGCAAGACACAGCCGCCCACCAUGAAGGAACUAAAGGCUGCUCUAAAACGAAAAGCUGGCUAUGGAAUGAUGACAUCUUUUACCGCUUUACAAUUUAUGCUAUGCCAUAAAACUGAGGCUAAAGAUUUAGAUGAAGUGUUAGGCACUGGUACUUAUGUAAAUCCAGGUUUAAAAAGUGAGACUUAUAAAAAAAUAUUGAUAAAAAGACUGCCACUGUAUGACGAGUGGGGUUUACUGGAUCUUUAAUGUAUACACUUCUAUUUAAUAAUAGAAAAUUAAAAUAGGAAAAGAAUAUAAAUCUAGGAAAUAAAGAUAUUAGAUGCAAAUAGUUAUAACAAGUACAUUAAAGUUAAUAGAAGCAGAAUUAUGUUAAUGUACUUUUUUAAAAAAGAACUUUUUUAAAAUAUACAG